Molecule: messenger RNA, 1331 nt
Organism: Labrus bergylta (ballan wrasse)
Lineage: Eukaryota; Metazoa; Chordata; Actinopteri; Labriformes; Labridae
Product: myoblast determination protein 1 homolog
Biological process (GO): positive regulation of myoblast differentiation; muscle organ development; skeletal muscle cell differentiation
Molecular function (GO): RNA polymerase II cis-regulatory region sequence-specific DNA binding; DNA-binding transcription factor activity, RNA polymerase II-specific; protein dimerization activity
Source: RefSeq, a predicted model, not a curated record
CCCCAACACAAACUCAGAGACACACACUCAGAGACACAUACACACACACACUUACACCACACCCCUCAGAACAUUGGUCACUGACACCACGGCCCCGCCCACACAGUGACUCCUUUAAAAAGUCACGCCAGGCACAGGGAGUAGAAGUUACACAGACUGCUCCUUUAAACACUCAGAUCUGCACACACAGCUUUGAACUGAUUUCCUAAAGAUCAGCUGACUUUGACAGGAGACAAAACGUUCUUCUCUGUGUCCUAAACUUGUCUCAAACUAAUAGGAGACAUUUUGUGAAUUGUUUAACAUUUUUGAGUCAUCAGAGGAACGUUUCUGAGGACUCUUCCUCGUCUUCAUCAUCUUGUUUCUUGAGGGAAUCUCCUGCAGGGGACGAUGGAUCUGUCCGAUCUUCCCUUCCCUCUCUCCUCAGCUGAUGACCUUUACGAUGACCCCUGCUUCAGCACCAGCGACAUGAACCUCUUCGACGACCUGGACUCCCGGUUGAUGCACGCCGGCCUGCUGAAGUCGGAGGACCAUCUUCACCUCCAUCACCAACACAACCAUCACGUUCCUAACGGGGAGGAGGAGGACGAGCAUGUGCGGGCCCCCGGGGGCCUCCACCAGUCGGGGCACUGCCUGCUCUGGGCCUGCAAAGCCUGCAAGAGAAAGACAACACACGAAGACCGCAGGAAAGCAGCGACCAUGCGGGAAAGGCGGCGGCUCGGUAAGGUGAACGACGCCUUCGAGACCCUGAAGCGCUGCACGGCGUCCAAUCCCAACCAGCGGUUGCCCAAAGUGGAGAUCCUGAGAAACGCCAUCAGCUACAUCGAGUCCCUGCAGGCGCUGCUGAGGACGGGCCGAGACGACAGCUUCUACCCGCUGCUCGAGCACUACAGCGGAGACUCAGACGCCUCCAGCCCCCACUCCAACUGCUCCGAUGGCACGACGGAUUUCAUCUCUUCAUGUUCGGCCAAGAGUGAAAACAGCGACGGCUCUUUCUGCAGCCGGACAGACGAUUCCAACAAGCGGUCACUCAUUUCCAGUUUGGACUGUUUGUCCAGCAUCGUAGAGCGGAUCAGCACAGAUCCAGCGGUGGCCCCCCAGGGCGACAGCGUGGUCCCCCUGGGCCCCGGAUCUCCUCUGAACAGCCCUGCAGGCUGCAGUCCAAACAGUAUCUAUGAGCCUCUCUGAACCCCCCCAAACAAAGACCUCAUAAGACUUUUACCCCGAACAUUUGAGUUAUUUUUCUCAAGACUGUUGCUUCAGUCUUUGUACUCCAACCUGCUGAUUUCCAUCCACUUCAAAGAAAUAUUUCUCUAAGCUGCAGAAAAAUAAGA